AGGCAUAAGUGCGCGUGCGCACUGCGGGCUGGGUUGCAGCAGCAGGCAGGCAAAGCACAAGCGAAGCCAAGCGGCGGCGGCGGCGGCAGCGGCGGUUGAGCUCGCGGUCGGUUCCUCUAGCGCCCGAUCACCAUGGCCGAUGACCUGGACUUCGAGACCGGCGAUGCCGGGGCCUCCGCCACCUUCCCCAUGCAGUGCUCGGCCCUCCGCAAAAACGGGUUUGUGGUGCUCAAGGGGCGUCCCUGCAAGAUCGUCGAGAUGUCCACCUCCAAGACCGGCAAGCACGGCCACGCCAAGGUGCACCUGGUUGGCAUCGACAUCUUCACCGGGAAGAAAUACGAAGAUAUCUGCCCUUCCACCCACAACAUGGACGUGCCCAACAUCAAGAGAAACGACUUCCAGCUGAUCGGGAUCCAGGAUGGGUACCUGUCCCUCCUCCAGGACAGCGGGGACGUGCGGGAGGACCUGCGUCUGCCCGAGGGGGACCUGGGCAAAGAGAUCGAGCAGAAAUACGACUGUGGAGAAGAGAUCCUGAUCACCGUGCUGUCCGCCAUGACCGAGGAAGCUGCUGUUGCCAUCAAAGCCAUGGCUAAAUAAAGGAACCACAGGGCGGCGGCAGCAACUUUUACUACGAACCAGAGAGAAUUGCAACCCCCCCAAAACCGGCUCCAUGUGGCUCAGUCCCCCCCUUAAAC
Messenger RNA from Terrapene triunguis (Three-toed box turtle), 695 nucleotides. RefSeq names its product eukaryotic translation initiation factor 5A (gene EIF5A). NCBI's taxonomy places the organism in Eukaryota, Metazoa, Chordata, Testudines, Emydidae. Gene Ontology annotation, molecular function: ribosome binding; translation elongation factor activity; RNA binding. The transcript is spliced from 6 exons. The record is from RefSeq and is a predicted model, not a curated record. Gene Ontology annotation, biological process: positive regulation of translational termination; positive regulation of translational elongation. The coding region runs from base 133 to 597 and encodes 154 amino acids.